AUGUUCAGUGAAUUGGGAGUCGUAAGGAAUGGAUUCACAUCAAUGAUCAUGCCACUUGUGACUUUCUCAUACAACCACAAGAAAAGGAAAGAUUUGAUGGUCACUCUGUGUAAUGAUGCUGGUACUCUCAAAUACACAUUUGAUUCUCACAGUGGUCGUGCGCCCCUUGAACCGUGCGUGAUUAGUGUGAAUGGCGUGCUGGUAGAUCUACGAUGUGUGAAUUAUCACGUAACAGCGAAAGGCGAUGUUAUGUUCAUGGGAAGCCCACGCAAUUCCUGCUCGGAUUACUAUACUCUUCAUCGUGGCAAAGUUGUGCUGAUCGAAGACAAGGAGGUGGAAGAUGGCUUCACCAGUGCUCAUGGAACUGGAUCAAUAAUAUCUGGCCUUCGUGUGUUUUUGCUGUUGCAGGAAUUCCAAGGAGCUCAUUUAGUCUCAUCGUUUGCAUGCUCGCAAGAUGGAAAAAAUUUGUUAUACGUAACCAACAGCUCUACGAGUUACUGUUGUGAUCAAUGGGAAACUACUGAUUUUGCAAAACUCAAUGAGGAACGUGAGAACGCCUGUUUGGACAGAAUUCAGUUAGAUUUCAACGUUUAUGAUAUCAAUGAGGUACGUACGAAUACUUUCGAGAGCAUAAUAAAGUCACGCUUUCCGAAUCUUGACAAGUUCAUACGGAACGGUAAUGCUGUUUGGAUUGAGGACAUUUUGAAAGAAGCCACGAACGCGAAAAGUAAAGGCAUAUUCCACGAUUAUCUUAUUUUGGACAAAAAUCUCGUGAGAAAUCGCGGUUCUCCCACAAAAGCAGUUGUGGAGGAUGCCUGCCGCGUGAUAGGGGUACCAUAUACUACAGAAGGCUGUUUCUACAAGAUAGGCGAGCCAUUGCUGUGCUUGGAUGAUUUUGUUGCGGAACGUAAUUGUGUUCUUAUAUCGGAGGAUGGCGUUGAAAUCGAAUUUGUGCGGGAGUUACUGGAAAUGCAGUCAUCCUACUUUGGAGUGGCAUUCACCUAUCACAAGGGUGAUAUGCCAAAGCUGAAGCUCGCUGCUCCAGAACGCGUGAUUCGUUGCACUCUGUUGAGCAUAAUCAAUCCGAACUAUCUUCGCCGUAUACAGACCCAUGAGUUUCUUGACUUGUUCGCCUUUCUCGAUCAAUAUCUCUUGCACGCGGUGACUGCCGACGCUUUACGUGUAAUGUUUGAAAGAGUGAAUGAGUUCAAUGUGAGCAUCAUUUUUGACCUGUUCGAGUCGGUUCCGCAACUACGGCACCAAAUAGCGAAAUGCUUUCUCCAUAACUUACACCUGCUUACUUUCUGGCGGAAUUCCAUAGCAGCAUCAGUUGAGCUUAUUAGAGACGCUUUCGUUUGCAUGGAUAUAUUAAUGGGUGAUGAACGAACUGGCAGUGCUUCUAUGGAGUUUGUGAGCGUGCAACCGCCUAUCAUCCAUAUUCUCGAAGAUGAUCGUGAAGCUCAGUGGUACCUAUUCCGAACAGAGGACGUUACAGAAGUACUUCUUGGUGCUCACGGUCGAGAUUCAUCAGCAGAAGCAGCAAUGAUCGAGUACCUUGAGAACGAGUCUCGAAGCAAUGACUUAUUCCAGAGCUCACCAGCAGACGUAUCUAUGCCGAAGCUAGUGAUGAUCAUUCGCUCGCGAAUAAAUGAGCGUGAAUGCUUGAAAAGGUCGAAGCGGGACCGGAGGAAGAGUUCGCGACAAUCUGGCCCACAAGUAGAAGUGUUACCCACUUGUUCCAAGGAGGAGGAAGUGACAGUUUGUAACAUCGCUCUUUCUGAGAUUUGCAACACCGCUCCUUCUGAGGAAGUUAUGGAGCACAAUGAAAACCUACAAAUGGAGUGCUCCAUGAGUGACAAAGAAAAAAAUCAUGGAAGUUCUCCACCAGACCGAGACGGAGGUGAAGAGGUUAGAGAAGAAAACGAGUCAUCGUCAUCCACUAUGCGCUCAGCAUGGAAAAUACCAAUUCCUCCUUCCUCUCCUGUUUCAACAUCGUUUUUGCUGGAGGAGGCUAUGAUUUCUCCCAAGAAACGAAGUUCUGGCAAGUUCACUUCGAAGGGAGUAAAAUACCGUGAUGCAAGCAGCCUUCUUUGUGAAGCGAGACAAAACACACAUUUUGCACCCUGGGCUGGAAUAAAAUCUGAUGUGAUUUCUGUGCCGAUGGCUUCAAAGAAAGAGGCGAAAAUCGCAAGGCAAUCAAAAAGGACCGCACUUUCCUUUUCUGAACAAGAAACAGCCAAUUUGCAGCGCGUACCUGCACCGGACCGCAACUCUUGGAGUGAGUCUAACUUGCGGCUCCCACAUGUCGCCUCUCCGCAAAAACCCUCAUUAGCUGAGAUAAUCAAAGAGGAGGAACACCGGCUCAAGGAAGGAACCCGGCGCAUUUCGAGGCCGCUGUAUUUUAUCGAGGAUGAGGAGCACGCCAUAGAAGAACUGGCACAAUUGUACGUUCAGAAUGUCGGGGACGAGUGCUGCCUUAUUGCUAUCGUGAUCUGUGAUAAUCAAUGGUUUCAGGACGUUGCUUUCUGCAGAUUAGUCGAAUUGUGUGCGUAA
Molecule: messenger RNA, 2553 nt
Organism: Haemonchus placei
Lineage: Eukaryota; Metazoa; Nematoda; Chromadorea; Rhabditida; Trichostrongylidae
Source: the annotation of a GenBank genome assembly